CGGGCACAUGCGUACAAGCGGCUCAUCCAGGCAAACACCCCUCACAUCUUAAAUGAGCUUCAUUUACCGGCAGCCGCUUCAGUCGCUGCCGGGCUGCGCUCGGACCGCCUUACGGACAGCGCCCCCGCCCCCCGCCCCCCGGGGCAGGCCAGCCCCGACGGAGCCCGCCGCGCCCCGCGCUAGAUGGGACUGAGCGUGGCGGAGGCUCCGGGCUCGGGCGGCGGAGGCUGAGCGCGCCCCGCGCGGGGGCGCCGGGCAUGGCCGCGGGCGGGCGGGGGCCGGCCGAGCCGUAGCCGCGGGCCACAGCGCCCUCGCGGGAUGCCGCCGCCGCGCCCGGCCGCGGCCAUGGAGCGCCGGUGAUCGCUGCCGCCGCGGAGUGGCCGCCGCGGCCCGCCGGGAGACAAUGGCCCUGCACAAACUCUGCUCGGUGCUGGAAGUGUUGCUAGUAACAAUCCUUGUAGUGGAAGGGAUUGCCGUUGCACAGAAGACACAAGGAAAGAAGAAUUCCUUGAACUGACACCUACAGAAUUUUCUGGAACCAUUUCUGCAGGAGAGACCAAGUUUUCACCCCCAUAAAUCAAAAAGCUGCCAAGAUACCAGUGGAAGGUGAUGAAAUUACUGGAGGCAGUUAAGACCUGUAUCAGUAUGGACACCCUUUCGAAGGUGGACAAAAUAUUGGAGUGAAUCGCAUUCCUCCUACCCAGUGUGACAACUGGGUACGGACAAGUAAUGGAGGACAUUUUGCUUCACCAAACUACCCUAACAUGUACCCACCAAACCAGGAGUGCAUCUAUAUCUUAGAAGCUGCUCCACGACAAAGAAUUGAGUUGACCUUUGAUGAACCUUAUUACAUAGAACCCUCAUUUGAAUGUCGGUUUGAUCAUCUGGAAGUUCGAGAUGGACCUUUUGGUUUCUCCCCUCUCAUUAAUCGUUACUGUGGUCUGAAAAGUCCUGCACUAAUUAGAUCAACAGGGAGAUUUAUGUGGAUCAAGUUUACUUCUGAUGAGGAACUGGAAGGAAAGGGAUUUCAAGCAAAGUACUCAUUUAUACCAGAUCCUGACUUCACUUACCUAGGAGGUAUUUUAAAUCCCAUCCCAGACUGCCAAUUUGAGCUCUCAGGAGCUGAUGGAAUAGUACGUUCCAGUCAAGUAGAACAAGAAGGAAAAACAAAACCAGGACAAGCAGUUGACUGCAUAUGGACAAUUAAAGCUACUCCACAUGCUAAGAUUUAUUUGCGAUUUCUCGACUAUCAAAUGGAGCAUUCAAACGAAUGCAAAAGAAACUUUGUUGCUGUAUAUGAUGGAAGUAGCUCUAUUGAAAACCUGAAGGCAAAGUUUUGCAGCACCGUAGCAAAUGACGUCAUGCUGCAGACGGGGACAGGUGUGGUACGAAUGUGGGCAGAUGAAGGCAGUAGGCUAAGCAGAUUCAGAAUGCUGUUCACUUCAUUUGUGGAUCCUCCCUGCUCAGGCAACACUUACUUCUGCCAUAGCAACAUGUGCAUCAAUAAUUCUUUAGUCUGCAAUGGCAUUCAAAACUGUGCUUACCCUUGGGAUGAAAAUCACUGCAGAGAAAAGAAAAAAAAUGGAUUGUUUGAACAAAUCACCAGAACUCAUGGAACAAUCAUUGGCAUCACAUCAGGGAUAGUUUUAGUUCUUCUCAUCAUUUCAAUUCUAGUACAAGUAAAACAACCUCGCAAAAAGGUUAUGGCUUGCAAGACUGCUUUCAAUAAAACUGGUUUCCAGGAAGUUUUUGAUCCUCCACAUUAUGAACUGUUUUCACUAAGAGACAAAGAAAUUUCUGCAGAUUUGGCAGAUUUAUCAGAAGAACUGGAAAACUACCAGAAAAUGAGACGCCCUUCAACAGCUUCCAGAUGCAUUCAUGACCACCACUGUGGCUCCCAGGCCUCUAAUAUAAAACAAAGCAGGACAAACCUCAGCUCCAUGGAACUUCCCUUUCGCAAUGAUUUUGCACAGCCUCAGCCAAUGAAAACAUUUAAUAGCACAUUCAAGAAAAGUAGUUACACUUUCAAACAAGCACAUGACUGCCCUGAGCAAGUCAUAGAAGACAGGGUGAUGGAGGAGAUUCCGUGUGAAAUUUAUGUUAGAGGAAGAGAAGAUACGACACAAGGUUCAUUAUCUAUUGACUUCUAAUUUCCUAGUGAAAGUGCUAUCAGUGUAUAUACAAGAUGCUUGUGUACAAUGACAGUGUAUAUAUUAAAAGGUACUAUAUGCAGCGUGAGCUGCACACACUUUUAGCUUAUUAUACUUCAUUUAAAAAAACCCACAGUCUUCAUAACUAAUUCUUGCUGCAGAAUGGUGGAUUUCCUCCCAUCUUCCCAAGCUACCUAUCUAAUGGAGGAGUAAGACAGAGACUUUGCAUGGAAAUUAUAAAUUAAGGAUAUUGGAAGAAAAAAACAACUACUAAUCAAUGAACACUGAAAACAAUGACUACUAUUCUCUUCCUCGUAUCAUUUUCUCUCCUUUAGAUGUCUGCUUUUCAAGACAAUUUUAAUACCUCAGUUACAUAAAUAAAAGUAGUUAAAGUGCACCAAGUGUAUAUCAACAUAGGUGUCUUAUCGUAUUUGUCAAAUUGAAAGUAGAGUUAGUGUUAAGUGCCAGUUAAGACUCAAGAAUUGUGUUGCAGCCAUCUGUUUCAUCCUACCUACCAUUUGUAUUGCUUUUAAUUAUCAGUUCCUCACUCUAUGGUUUGUGCAAAAUAAGCGAAAAGGAUUAUUGCCUUUUAAAAAUAAUGAGUUAUAUUAAUUUUAGUAUAUUUGGAAAUAUAUAAUCUUUGGAGGUUUUGGUUAAAACGCAAGUAAGUACUCAUGUUACUCUAGAUGCAGACUUUACCACAGCUUUCUUUCAAGAAGGUUUAAGAUUUUAAAAUAUUCUGCUAUAUAUUAUAGAUCCACAUGGCUCACUGAUUUCACAGCUCUGUAGUUAGAAAACAAUUUUGUUCCUGCAUUUUCAAAGUAUUUACAUAAAUAGACUGUACUGUGCAUUUGUCUCUUAAAAUAGCCUUUUACUCCUUAUUGCAGCCAAUCUUCCCUACUGAAAUCAGUGAUGAUACCUUUAGCUCAUGUCCUGCUUGCCUGAAGAGAACUGCUCUGAGGUCUGUUUGAUUACCAGGUAUAUGAAGAUACUGGAAACACAGAGAAAUCACAAAGCAAAUCUUAUUAACCCUUAUGGAACCCCUUCUUGUGCUCCUUGUUUCCACCUGCAAAAUUGCACAUUUCAUACCUUUUUUAAUGGUGGUUUGGACCUAAUUUUAAAGUUUUUACAAUAUAAAAAAAAUUUUAAAUAUAAUAAUCCUCAUUGUGGUUUUUAAAAUUUUUAUAUAGUUUGAUACUGUACAGACUAUUUAUUAAAUCAAAAUCUAGCACCUGUACAGCAGGCUUGUUUCAGUGUCCCGAUCAGCAGCUGGGAAUAACGUGCAGUGGCUGCUGCAUACAUCGCAGUUUGCCAAAAAAUACUUAAUACGACUUCCACAUUAGCCUACAUUUAAUUCCCUGGUUUGUUUGGAUUUAUUCUGGUUUUAUGUUUACAGGAAACCUUUUACUACAGUUGACUUACCAGCUUGCAGUGGGCAUAUCCUUUAUUUACAAAUGUAUGUAAAACCAUAAUGUUUGUUGUGCUGACUGUAGUACAAAAAAAAAAAAGUAAUAAUAAUCUUAAUAUAGGACCCUAGAAACUGAAAAAUCUUCUCUUCAAAAUAAAAGAUGAACAACAGCUGUUUUCACAGAUUUUCAUUAGAAUGACAAAGAAAUUUUUUUUAUAAAUGCUUAGAAUGUAAGAAAUUUAAGGGGAAAAAUAAAAAGGAGGGGAAUUGAGUGUCUUCAACACUUCCCAACUUCAAAAACUUCAAAAAAACCAUCCAAAAUCCCUGUCUGAUGUCUAGAAAUAAUUUAAUCAGAAGGUUAGAGAUCAGACCCCUAAGGCUGUAUCCUGGUGUCAGUUUUCAUGCUGGUCCCAGAAUGUAUUUCAGAUUGAAAGAAUGAAAGUGGGCAUUAUUUUUAGAUGCACUUCAUGCAGAAGAUGUUUAAAAAAUCUAGUUAAUUUUGACUUGAAAAUUUUUGAAUAUUUAGUUAAAACUUUUCUUGACAGAUGUCAUUUACUUCUCAUUGAUUUCAGUAAUAAAUAUCUCACCGUGACCUAUAUGAUAUAGAAUGUUAUUUGUGAUAGUCUAUUCGUUCCAGAUUCUUUCAACAAGUAAUAAGUAGUUUUACAUAGGUCAUUUUUAUCCAUAUAAAGUAAGUGCUAGGUUUGCAUGAUUAAGUUUUCUUUUUAAGGUAUAUUUGUCCAUGUGAUAAAAAUGUGAUCCCUAUUCUUUCCUAAGUUAUGUUGUCUUUGAACAGUAAACCUGUAAUAAUAAAAUAAACAGCAAGCCUGCAAAGCCCAA
This is a messenger RNA of Falco peregrinus (peregrine falcon), 4398 nucleotides long. It is a transcript of the gene NETO2, whose product is annotated as neuropilin and tolloid like 2. Lineage: Eukaryota; Metazoa; Chordata; Aves; Falconiformes; Falconidae. Gene Ontology annotation, molecular function: protein binding. The record is from RefSeq and is a predicted model, not a curated record. Bases 765 to 2150 code for a protein of 461 amino acids. The transcript is spliced from 10 exons.